Elaeis guineensis (African oil palm) is the source of this 740-nucleotide messenger RNA. The record is from RefSeq and is a predicted model, not a curated record. NCBI's taxonomy places the organism in Eukaryota, Viridiplantae, Streptophyta, Magnoliopsida, Arecales, Arecaceae.
CUCCUCCUCUCUCUCUCUCUCUCUCUCUCUCUCUCUGUGCGCGGGCUAUUAGAUUGGAAGAGCCGUCUCUCCCCCCAAAUCUCUCUCUCUGCGCGAGCUACUAGAUUGGAAGAGCUCCGAGAGAUGGGAGUUGGAUUCGUGGUCGGGGUUUUUGGGGGCCUUAUUCUCGCCCACGCCGCCUAUUACACAAUCCAAUACAGAGGCAUGCUGAAGAUCGUGGAGGAAGAAUUCUCGGGUCCUCCGAUGACUGUUGUGGUGGAGCUGCUCCUGGGGUUAGCUUUGUGCACAUGGGCCGGGCUAGCCGUGCCCGCGAAGUUCCUCUCCAUACUCCCUGAUUCGGAUGAGAACAGGAUUGUUUGCUUACCAGCCAACCUGGACUUCAUGAUAUUCAAUCACCGAGGCAAAAUAUUACCAACCAAUACAGAAUUGAAGUUCAAGAUGUAGGAUUUUUAGUAAUCUUGAAGAUCCUGGUUUUCUUCCAAAGCCUAGUCGAAAGACAAUAUCUGAGUUUAGGGGUUUAAUGUCUUGGAACAAGUGUUGACCCUUGUUUGUUUUAUUUUGAUUCUCAAAGACCAAAACAACGGUUCUUUUGAAAUGCAGGCAGCUUACAUUACAUGUUUGAAACAGCAGAGAUGAUGUUCAUUGGUAAUAUUUAUGCAAUGUACAACUCUUAGAAAGUAGACACUAGUUAACUUUUAUACCAAAAAACAGGAUGAUGGUAAAUCUUAGUAAUAUUUGAA